This is a messenger RNA of Peronospora farinosa, 3207 nucleotides long. The record is from the annotation of a GenBank genome assembly. Lineage: Eukaryota; Oomycota; Peronosporomycetes; Peronosporales; Peronosporaceae.
AUGCAGCAACCAAACUUUCCGCCUCGAGGCUACGCAGACCACACGCCACCGCAACAGCAAGUACCUCGUACUGGUAGUGGAUAUACUCCUCCUAAUGACGGAUAUGGACGUCAACACCAACAACCACUGUCGCAACCUUCUGGAACUUUAUCAGGCCAAAACUUUCCGUCUCAACCUCCAGGACGUGCUGGGUUUCCACCUCAUCAAAUCACAUCAUCAGGUCCAAGCUCUCAAGGUUCUUAUCGACCUAAUCAACAAGUUGGACAGAUAUCAGGGUUUACAUCCAAUGGAAACACCCGUGGUGGUCCUAUCGGGUCAUCACCUGGAUACAACGGAUUUCCACCAAUGCCCGGGUCACUACAAAAUACUCCAGCUGCUGUACCAGCACCAGGAGCUUUCCAAUCAAAUGGUUUACCUGGUCCAACGAGGCAACCAUUUCAACAGGGACCUCCUGCUCCAGGACAGCAAUUUAACAAUGCACUGCCACCUCAGGGUGGACGUCCAGGCCCUUUACCACAAUUUAGUGGACAGCAACAAGGUCUUCCACCUCCACAGUUUAAUGGACAACUACAGGGACCCCCACCACCACAUUUUAGUGGACAACAGCAGGGACCACCUCCUCCACAAGGAGGAGCAGCUUCAUAUCUUCAGCCAAACCGCAAUGCUGGACCGUAUCCUGGACCCCCUGCUCCUGGUGCUACUGCACCGCCCUACGGUGCAUCGGUAGCACCUGGAGCGUAUGGCCAACCUCAGCAAGGAGGGUAUCCUCAACAACACCAGCCGCAGGCUUCUCAGGCACAAAAGCAGCGUAUCGACCCGACUCAGAUCCCACGACCUAUUAUUUCGCCGGAGCGUGUGCAGUAUGUUGCUCGGGGUCACACUGUGACCAUGCCGCCGCCGGCGUCGAGUGACUACGUGUGUGUGGACGAAGGCUGCUGUAAUCCACGCUUUAUUCGGCCGACGCUUAAUCACGUCCCCGCCACGAAGGAUUUGCUGAAGCAAUGUGGACUGCCGCUGGCUGCGGUAAUCUGUCCGCUUGCCGACUUGCACGAGGACGAGCUGUCGAUUCCACUGGUGGACUUUGGACCUAGUGGCCCAUUGCGAUGCACACGUUGUGCUGCUUAUGUAAACUCAUUUACCAAGUUCAUCCAAGGUGGUCGUAAAUUUGUGUGCAACAUUUGUCAGCUGAGUAAUGAUACCCCCCGCGAUUACUACUGCAGCGUAGACCAGUACGGCAAGCGCCGCGAUAUUCAAGAACGCGCGGAACUAUCGCGCGGCUCCGUGGAAUAUGUUGUGCCUGCAGCGUACACUAUCCGUCCGCCACAAGAGCCCAUUUUGGUUUUUAUUCUCGACGUGUCUCUCUUUUCGUUCCAGACGGGCCUCGCUAUUAGCGCACUGCAGACAAUUCAGUAUUUGCUUCCGUCGAUGGCACAGAACAAACGCAAGAAGGUGGGUAUUGUAACAUUCGAUUCAGCCGUACACUACUACCGUAUGAACAGCGGCUCGACUUCUAUAUCAAUGAGCAUUUGCCCCGACAUUGAUGAUCCUGUGGCACCGCUGCCUCCUAGCAGCUGGCUGAUAUCCAUGGACGAUCUGGCCGCUGCUGACAAGAUUACGGAGCUAUCUGAUACAAUCACCCGUUCGUUUGAAAACACUACAACGAAUCAGGCAGUUUCUGGAUCCGCACUCUGGAGUGUAGCCGACGCGCUAUCGGUAUCGGGAGGACGAGUAGUGCUGCUUCAUGCUGGAGCUCCUCGCGUAGGGAUUGGCAAAGUGAAACGUGAAGAAGUGAGUGGUGCCUACGGUACUACAAAGGAGGUGGACCUGUAUACUCCCGAGGACAACAACGUGUACGAGGAACUAGCUCGCAAGUGUGCGGAAAGUCACAUUUCGUUGGAUGUGUUCUCGGUUGCAAACGUGUUUGCAUCACUUGCUGAUGUGGGCCGUGUGUGUGAAUUGACUGGCGGGCGUGUUCAGUACAUGCCUCAGUUUGAAAAGGAGCAAUCAAGUAAUCGUCACCAUCUUACUAGUAUGCUUCAGCGACUUGUGGAUCGCGACUGCGGCUAUGAGGCCGUGCUUAAGGUGCGCUGCAGCGCUGGGCUCCGUUUGGAGCACUCAUACGGUAGUUUUUACAAUGCUCGUGGUAACGCAUAUACAUCAGAUGAGAUGGAGUUUGCUGUGAUCGACCAAGACCGUUCGAUGUGCGUAACUUUUUCGUACGACGAACCGCUAGCUGAGGGCACGGACGCAUAUAUCCAAGCGGCGCUGCUUUAUACGCGCAGUGACGGCUUGCGUUGCGUGCGUGUGCACAACCUCGCGUUGCAGGUGGACCCGUUGCUAUCAAAUGUUUUCCGGUUUGCUGACCUGGACGCGACCUGCUCCGUAUGGCAGCGCUCAGCUGCACGUCAGUUCGUGGACAAGCAGCUAAUGCGUGCGACGCCUAUGGCCGUGAAGGAAUCGUUGGUGGACCAGUGUGUGACGGUGUUAUUCAACUAUCGCAAGUAUUGUGCUUCAUCUUCAUCUUCGGGACAGCUCAUCUUACCUGAAUCUCUUAAGUUGCUGCCUCUUUACACUUUGGCUACUCUCAAGAGUCGUGCAUUGAGAGGAAACCUUGUGGGAAACCCUCCGCGUGGAUUUAUUGAUGUGCGUGCAGAUGAGCGAGUGAUGAUGAUGGGUCUACUGAACAGUCUUCCCGUUGAGUUUUGCGUUUCGGCGGUCUACCCCAAACUAUACAGCGUACAUGACCUGGCGGAAGAUUGCUGCACACUGGACGAGGAUGGCAAGUUUCUCCUUCCGCCGCAGCUUCCGCCUACGGCAGAAAAACUAGAUGAAGAAGGUAUUUUCCUGUUGCACUCAGCAAUGUGCUGCUACAUUUACAUCGGUCCAAAGGCUUCUCCUGAUUUGUUGAUGGAACUAUUCGGCGUGGAUCAUGCUGACACAGCUGAGCAGACUCUGGACCUGUUCGAGAGUAUCGAAAGCGAGCCUCCCGAGGGUGAUGGCAUGAGUGCUCGUGAGCGACUGCGUUCGCUUGUGGAGUACUUGAACUCAACCAUUCCGAUCUCUCAGCCCCUGGAGAUCCUGAGCAAGAAUGACUGGCGUGCCAAUCGCUUCAUGAGCACGCUAGUAGAGGAUCGCACACGCAAUGACGUCUCGUACGUUGAGUUUUUGGUCCAGGCGCAUAAGAAGAUUCAGUACAAGUUUCACUAG